This is a messenger RNA of Phalaenopsis equestris, 1706 nucleotides long. RefSeq names its product la-related protein 1B-like. The transcript has 7 exons. NCBI's taxonomy places the organism in Eukaryota, Viridiplantae, Streptophyta, Magnoliopsida, Asparagales, Orchidaceae. The record is from RefSeq and is a predicted model, not a curated record. Gene Ontology annotation, molecular function: RNA binding. Bases 219 to 1541 code for a protein of 440 amino acids.
AUAUUCUUCCCGUAAAAGUUGGAGGACUCCUUUGCUGUCUGGGCUUCUCCAUGAGAGAUUGGGAGGGGAAUGCGGAGGAGAAGAAAGUGCACGAUCGAGCGGCGGUUUCAUAAGGAGGAGUUUCGCAUUUUCUCUGAUUCCCUCCCAAAGCUUGUAUUAGUCUAAUCUUUUCUCUGCCAAUCCUCUUCCUACUCCGACGCGGCGCGAGAACCCUAAGCAUGUCUCUGGUUUCGGAACUUGAAGGCCCUCGCACUGCGUUCGUCGUCUUUCGCGCGGAAUCCGAGGCAGAUUCCAUCUCUCCGUCUCAUUCGAUAGCCACGGCGAUACCCGCGCCGGAGCCAGCCGUUCUUCCUUCUGAUCGGCGAGAACAUGCGCGAGAUUCCGUUUCUUUUUUCACCGGCGGCAAUGCUUCUGAUGUUCCUGCAUCCGAGAGAGGAAAUAAGCCGGCAUGGGGAAGGCCGACAAAUGGAGCUAUUGAUACUGCUCCGGCGGUUUUGGGAAGUCCCUCUUCUUGGCCGGGUCUAUCGGAAUCCGCCAAAGCCUCUACCAAAGCUUCAUUGGACGGAUCAUCCGCUGCUCUGGGGUCGAACUCCCUUCCUAUGCAGCGGAAAUUUGCUAACCGUGACGGUGGAAAUAGUGGUGAUGACGUUGGAACCAGUGGUAGCUUUUCCAGUAACGGUGAACCCACAUCGCCUUCUUCAAGUUCGGCGGAAAUCUCUCAGAACAAUGCAGAAAGACAGCCUGAUAAUGGUAAUUGCAGCAAUUGGGACCACCGCCCGCGGGAGUCUCAUGGCUGGGUCGAUCAAGGGGAUCGACGAAGGAGACAUAGUGGCAACAGCCGCAGGGGCAACUAUGGAAGCAAGCGUGAUGAGGGCCGUGGUGGUCGUGAUUGGAAUUCUUAUAGGCCUCCGAUUGUUAGAGACUCCCACAUGCCGCGGAGUCACCCAAGCCUGCCAGUCAUGCGACCACACAUGCCUGCUAUGGUGCCAUUCUUUGGCCCUCCGCUUUUCCAACAUUUCCCUGGUCUCAUGUUCUACCCUGAUAUUCCACCUCAAAUGUAUUUUUUCCCAACUUACCCACAACGCGAACUUCUUGGAGGGUAUCCAUUUGUUCCACAACCAGCACCUCCUCCAACACAGCAGCCCAUAUUUUUCCCAUCUGCAGAACAAAAACGCACUUUGAUAUUGAAGCAAAUCGAGUAUUACUUCAGUGCAGAUAACUUGUGCAAGGAUUUAUUCCUGAGAUCCAAAAUGGAUAGCAAUGGUUGGGUUCCAAUUAAUUUGAUUGCUACUUUCAAUAGAAUUAAGCAGCUAACAGAUAGCACCCCAUUUAUAUUGGAUGCAAUCAGACCCUCAAAUGUUUUGGAAGUAGAGGGUAAUAGAGUCAGAAAACGUGAUGGAUGGCAGAUUUGGUUACUUAACAGGCACCAAAAUGAAUCGGAGGACAGGAAAUCCGAGCAUGGCUCUCAGACAAACCAGGAAUCUCUUGUUUCCCAGAUGGAGACCAUUGCCCUCAAUGAGGGAAAUACUCAGACCACUUGAAGAAUUCUUCAUUUGGAUCAAGAGCUGGUCCUAAGGAAACUUUGGACUCUUUGCCUCCUUACUCUGACCCUUUGAGGGCGCCUUCUCAGUAUCAUUGGUGAGCUAACCCCUCCUUCCCUCCCACCAGUCUUUGGUCUUUCUUCUUUCUCUUCCUAGCGCAGUGCA